Molecule: messenger RNA, 393 nt
Organism: Moesziomyces antarcticus
Lineage: Eukaryota; Fungi; Basidiomycota; Ustilaginomycetes; Ustilaginales; Ustilaginaceae
Exons: 2
Coding region: 1-393 (130 amino acids)
Source: RefSeq, a predicted model, not a curated record
AUGAUCUCCAAGUCUCUCUGCGCCCUGGGUCUCGCCUCCCUCUUUGCCAGCGCCUUAGCUGACGAUCCCAUGGCCGGGUUUGCGACGGAUGACAACACGGUUAAUCAGUACUGCAACAUCAACACUGCUCCGCAGGAAGAGAACUUUGUAUGCUUCCGAUACAGCGGCAACAUCCGAGACCACAUGGCUUCGACCGAUCCCUCAGUGCAUGGAUACGUCAACGCAGCCGGAAGCAGUAAGUCCAAUAUCUUGACACGAGCGCUCGAUGACAAUACGAUGGACGUGGUGAUCAGCUCCAGUGUGCCUUGCCCAGAGGUCAGCACGCUUGACAGCGGUGGCGAAACCAGGGAGUACGAAGGUUGCCCCUGGUCCGAGCCCAUCUUGAUCUUCUAG